AGUUGCGAAUUUCGUCGAAGAAUUAAUUGCCGAAGGAAGAAUACUUUGUUGUACGUGGAAAAUUAUUCCAUUUGAAUGUGAAAUUGCAAUUCAAUUACCCAGAAAUCACGGCUGAUAGACAAGAUAAGAAGCAGUGUUUUUUUUUCAAAGAUGGGACCGCCGUGUAAUGAACCGCAAAUGGCAACGUACAGGGCGGUGUCCUAUAAAGAGCCCUUGGCUCCUAAAAUGUAUUCGAUACAAUAAAUUCAAGCAGAAACAGAGGAGGAAAUGGGGUUAAACAGGUUCUCUCUAGCAGUAGUGGUGAUGAUGAUGAUUAAUGCCAUGCUUCCAUUAGAAGGGUGUUUAGAGGAAGAAAGGAUUGCUCUUUUGCAAAUCAAGACUUCCAUUUUUGAUCCAAGUCGCAUGGGAUCCCCGCUACUCUCCUGGGGAGAGGAUACUCUCUGUUGUAAUUGGGCAGGAGUUACCUGCGAUUCCAUUACAGGACGAGUUAUCGUAAUCUUUCUUUACAACGCAAGAGGUUGGUUCAUAGAUCCUUCAAAGGGAGUUUGGGACCGAAAUGCUUCAAUGGGAGAUUGGUACCUAAAUGCAACCAUGUUUCUUCCCUUCCAAGAACUCAAUAUUCUUGGCUUGAGUAAUAAUGAUAUAGCUGGCUGUGUUCCGAAUGAAGGUUUCGAAAGACUAUCAAGACUUGCCAAAUUGGAGUCUCUCUAUUUAGGACUCAAUAACUUCAACAAUAGCAUCCUAUCAUCCUUCAAAGGCCUUUCUUCUCUUAAACAUCUAUAUCUUGAGAGUAACCAAUUGAAAGGAUCAAUAGAUAUCAAAGAAUUUGAUUCAUUGAGCAAGCUACAGGAGCUAGACCUGAGCCGAAAUGAGAUCCAAAAUCUUGUGACCUCGACAGGCUCUGGAGGACUAUCAAGGCUUACUAAAUUAGAGACUCUUGAUUUAAGCUCAAAUAAAAUCAAUGAUAGCACCUUAUCAUUUCUUAAAGGGCUUUCAUCUCUCAAACAUCUAUAUCUUAAUAACAACCAGUUAAAAGGAUCAAUAGAUAUGAAAGAAUUUGAUUCAUUAAGCAUGUUGGUGGAGCUACGACUAGGAGGAAAUGAAAUCCAAAAUUUUGCGACCUCAACAGGUUUUGAAAGAUCACUAAGGCUUAACAAAUUGGAGAUUCUUGAAUUGAGCUUCAACAAAAUUAAUGACAGCACCCUAUCAUUCCUGGAAGGGCUUUCAUCUCUCAAACAUCUAAAUCUUGAUAACAACCAAUUGAAAGGAUCAAUAGACAUUAAAGGCCUUUGUGAGUUAAAACAACUCCAGGAGCUUGAUAUCAGCUACAACGAUCUCAAUGGUCUGCCUUCUUGUCUCACAAAUUUAAACAACCUUCAAGUUUUAGAUAUCUCUUUCAACAAAUUUUCUGGGAAUAUAUCCUUGAGCCUCAUUGGAAGUCUCACAUCCAUUCGAGAUCUAAAACUGUCAGACAAUCACUUCCAAAUACCAAUCUCACUUGGCCCAUUUUUUAACCUUUCAAACCUCAAGAAUUUGAAUGGUGACCAUAAUGAGAUAUACAAGUCAACAGAGCUGGUACACAAUUUGAUUCCAAGGUUCCAGUUACAGAGGCUUUCUUUGGCAUGUCAUGGAUUCGGUGGGACAUUUCCGAAAUUCCUUUACUAUCAGCAUGACCUUCAAUUUGUUGAUCUCUCACACAUCAAAAUAACAGGAGAAUUUCCAAGCUGGUUGUUACAGAAUAACACAAAACUUGAAGAUCUUUAUUUGGUCAACAGUUCUCUUUCAGGAUCUUUGCAAUUACCAAAUGAUUCCCAUGUGAAUUUGUCACGUUUGGAUAUCUCAAGAAAUCACAUCCAAAAUCAAAUUCCCACUAAAAUUGGGGCAUAUUUCCCGUGGUUAGAGUUCUUAAACAUGUCUAGAAAUUAUUUCAGUGGUAGCAUUCCCUCUUCGAUAAGCAAUAUGAGCUCAUUGGGAGUCUUGGAUUUGUCCAAUAAUCGUUUGUCAGGCAACAUACCCGAGCAGUUGGUUGAAGGCUGUUUAUCAUUACGUGGUCUCGUGCUUUCAAAUAAUCAUUUGAAAGGCCAGUUUUUCUGGAGAAGUUUCAACUUAGCAUACUUGACCGACCUGAUAUUAAGUGGGAAUCAGUUAACAGGGAUUCUUCCAAAUAGCUUGUCUAAUGGUUCUAGAUUGGAAGCAUUGGAUGUCAGUCUCAACAAUUUAUCUGGUAAGAUACCGAGAUGGAUAGGGUAUAUGUCUUCUCUUCAAUAUUUAGACCUUUCAGAGAACAAUCUUUAUGGAAGUCUACCGUCCAGCUUUUGUUCUUCAAGGACGAUGACAGAAGUUUAUUUAUCUAAAAAUAAACUAGAAGGAUCACUGAUUGGUGCACUCGAUGGCUGCCUGUCGCUGAAUAGAUUAGAUCUGAGCCAUAAUUAUUUUGGAGGUGGCAUUCCCGAGUCAAUUGGUUCUUUGUUAGAGUUGAGCUUUCUUCUUUUAGGUUAUAAUAAUCUAGAAGGUAAAAUCCCAAGCCAACUCUGCAAACUAGAGAAAUUAAGCUUGAUUGAUCUUUCUCAUAAUCAUCUGUUCGGUCAUAUUCUUCCAUGCCUACAACCUACCAGCAAGUGGCAGAGGGAAAGGGAAACAUCUUUAAAUCCUUCAGGCAAUUCUCUAGGUCGUGAGAACAGGGAACCACAGAUAGUAUUUCCUGUUCCCGCCGUGGAAGACCCUUCUAUGAAUAAAUCUGUAGAGUUUACAACAAAGAGCAUAUCCUAUUCAUUCAAGGGAAUCAUCCUCAAGUACAUCUCCGGUAUCGAUCUCUCCUGCAACAAUUUGACAGGAGAGAUUCCUGUUGAGCUUGGAAACCUCAGCAACAUCCAGGUGUUGAAUCUAUCCCAUAAUAGUUUAACAGGUCCAAUACCACCUACAUUUUCAAACUUAAAGGAAAUUGAAAGCCUGGAUCUUUCCUACAACAACUUGAACGGGGAAAUUCCUCGUCAGCUUCUCGACUUAAACUUCCUAUCUGCUUUCAGUGUAGCCCACAAUAACUUAUCUGGCAAAACGCCAGAGAUGGUUGCACAAUUCUCAACAUUCAACAAGUCUUGCUAUGAGGGAAAUCCGUUGCUUUGUGGACCACCACUCGCCAGAAAUUGUACUCCGCCAUCACCGCUGCCAAGGUCUCAGACUCAUAAAAAAGAAGAAAAUGGCGUUAUUGAUAUGGAGGCUUUCAUUGUGACAUUUUCAGUGGCAUACAUCAUGGUCCUGUUGACAAUAGGUUCAGUUCUGUACAUAAACCCACGUUGGCGACGAGCAUGGUUUUACUUUAUUGGGGAGAGCAUCAAUAAUUGCUAUUACUUUCUUGUGGACAAUCUACCUGUGCCAGCCAGGUUCAGACGAUUUCAGCCUUGUGUCUAAAAUGAUGUAUGGAAUUUGCAGACAUGUGGGCGAUUGACAAACUGAAUUUCAUUGGAUGAAGGUAAGAAAAUCUCCGCAAGUAAUAUUUUCGUUAUGUGCUUCUAGGGCAUGCAUGGUGCUCAAUUGUCUAUGGAGCUAGAAAGAAAGAAACAUCAAAGUUCAUAGUGGGACUGGUGCAUCCGGAAGGUCUGCCAAGGUCUGGGUAAUGAUUCAAAUGGUUAGAUGCACGCUUGAUAAUUCCAGAUUUCCAAUAUUUUCAGUAAUCAUGAUCAAAUCUAAGGAAUUGAAAUUUUAGAUUUGAAUUUUAUUUUCCCGUAGAGUAUCCAUGACAAAAGCUCAACAGCCAGAGUUCGUAUUUCCUUUAUUUCUUAUGAACAAAUCAAGCAUGCAGUAGAUCUUGCUCUUGUCUUAAUUUUCUUAAGAUGUGUACUAUAAGAGUAUCCAUUUACCGUAA
This is a messenger RNA of Populus nigra (black poplar), 3862 nucleotides long. Its product is annotated as cuscuta receptor 1-like. Gene Ontology annotation, molecular function: protein binding. The record is from RefSeq and is a predicted model, not a curated record. The coding region runs from base 268 to 3408 and encodes 1046 amino acids. The transcript is spliced from 8 exons. Lineage: Eukaryota; Viridiplantae; Streptophyta; Magnoliopsida; Malpighiales; Salicaceae.